Daucus carota subsp. sativus is the source of this 961-nucleotide messenger RNA. RefSeq lists its product as uncharacterized. The record is from RefSeq and is a predicted model, not a curated record. Gene Ontology annotation, cellular component: plastid. The transcript has a single exon. NCBI's taxonomy places the organism in Eukaryota, Viridiplantae, Streptophyta, Magnoliopsida, Apiales, Apiaceae. Bases 67 to 651 code for a protein of 194 amino acids.
CGACUUGUAAAACAGAGCCGCUACCGAUUCACUCAUAUUUGGACUCAAGAGUCUUCACCCUCGACAAUGGCAGCAAACAUGGAAGAAUACUCGGCAUCAUCGACCCUAAUCCCCUUCCCCGCUCCCCUCCCUCUCCUCCGCCAACCCAUACCCGCUUCCCGACCCGACGACCCAUCUCUCGGACCCUUCCUCCUCGCCUUCCCAGACCCCCAAUCCUGGUCCUCAUCUCUCUCCUCUUGUCAAUCGCAAAUCACCCACCAAUGCGAAUCCGGGUCGCGGGUCGGAUGCUCCAUUGCCGCCUCCCACAAAUGCAAACCCCCCUGGUGGAAACCCUUGAUUGGACUCUCCAAUCAAGAUUUUAGAGAGAGGGAGGCCUGUGAGGUGCGAGAAAUGGAGAGGUGUGUUGAAGAAAGUAGGGGGAAGUGUGUGAGCUUUGCGAGGGAGAAGUGUGUGAGUGUGUUUCGAGAUGCGAGGGUUGCAGUGGACUGGAGGAACGGGGAUAGGAGGAGUGUGGGGAAGUUGGUUUGGUUAGCUACUUUGAUGGGGAGUCAGAGUGUGGGGUUUGAGUUUUUGAGGUCUCAAGUUGCUGUUUCGAGUUAUCGAGGUAGUGAAUUGUUGGGUCAUCAUUUGGAUGUCGAUAUAAAAGGCUAGUGAUACACUGAGAAGUUCUUGGUAAGGUAUAAAAGUGGUGAGUUGAUAGGGGAUCAUUUGGAUAUUGAUUUGAAGGGCUAGCGAUGCAAGUUUUGGUUUUUCUUCAGGGUGUAAGAAUUUGAUCUUCAGUUAUAGAGGUGGUGAGUUUUUAGGUGAUCUGUUGGAUUUUGAUAUAAAUGGCUAGUGACAUAAGUUGUUUUUCAUCUCGGUGUAAGGCUGUAAGUAUUUGAGAUGAUAUGUGAUAUUUGAUGUUUAUGUAUUAUAUAAAUGGAACUAUAUUGUUUGGCCUAAAGUUAAUUUCUUUGGAUUA